Messenger RNA from Girardinichthys multiradiatus, 4125 nucleotides. Its product is annotated as serine/arginine-rich splicing factor 11-like. Gene Ontology annotation, molecular function: RNA binding. The record is from RefSeq and is a predicted model, not a curated record. The transcript has 11 exons. NCBI's taxonomy places the organism in Eukaryota, Metazoa, Chordata, Actinopteri, Cyprinodontiformes, Goodeidae. The coding region runs from base 2184 to 3275 and encodes 363 amino acids. Gene Ontology annotation, biological process: RNA splicing. Gene Ontology annotation, cellular component: nucleoplasm.
GUCUCUUUGCCAUUCACGCGGCUAUCUCCGCCUGUAUGUCACAUGUUAACGGCCUAAUGGAUAGAAUUAGCUGAAUCUGAACCAUUCUUAGUUUUUUAAAUUGUAUUUUCUAAGGUUUUCAGUGCUUGGCGUGUUUAGGUAUUGAAAAGGUAAAAUGUACAUUUUUGUCUGUGUCUUACAAACAGCUGUAAACUUCUCUCUCUGUUAUUUGUUGUGGUUUUCAUAGUGGACAAGUCAUUUGCAGAGACCCCCUCCAGUGCUGGCUGAAAGUGGUCCUCUUCCGCCUUCAGGCGAUUAAAAAUAAUAAUAAUGGCACCAGAUUCGCAAGCCCCUUCUUUUUCUGCAGUAAAAUAUUAACUUGUUUUUUUUUUCCUCUCUGUUCAAGGCAACCUUUCUUAAAAGAUAGCUGCACAACUCAAAUCAAAUGAACGGUUGGGGGGAAAGUGUGCAGAGUUAUUUCACAAGUGAAUGUCCUUGUUUUACAGAUAAUGAUCUAUGUCGUUAGUAGGCAUACAAAGGUGAGGGAUGACCCUGGUUAAACAAAAGAUAUCGCUAUCAAAAAAAGGCGCCAUCGUUGAGUCACAGUAGGACAAAAUCACAGCAAUGUGGACCAUGUCAAGAAUGUGGACCAGGCAGUUUACUCGCACAAAAAGAAGUCAGCCACAUGAGUUUGGGCAAAAAUAUUCUAGGUUCUGCUUUACAGAAAGAGUUUAAGAAUAUUUUGAAUUUGGCAUAUCUUGCCAUUGAAUUUGUGCUAUUUUAAACAUCGACUUUAAGAUUCGACACUUAAAGUGAAGGAAAUGUGGUUGUAAAGAAUAUAACUAAAACAAAAUGGAAUUGCUAAAAUUCGGCCAAAAACCCAAAACAUUUAAUUGUUUCCUACAGCUAGUUAAAUCUCAGACAACGUCAAUAGGCACUUAACUGAGAUCAGAACACUAGUUAGAUUUGCAUAUUGUUGUCCUCACUGACUAGGCCAUCUGCCAUAAGCCGUACUAAUUGCUAAGAAUGUAUUUAUUACACCUCUGAGGUUGUUUUAAGUCCAACUUUGUCUUAUUAAAGACCAGUUGUGCAAAUGGAACAACUUUCAUGAUUCAAUUUUACUCUGUUUAGAGAAAACAAUAAAUACUGGCUCUAGAUGUUGUGUUUGUUGUUUCCAGGUAUUUAAUUCAUCACAUUUAGAAAAAAUAUAUUUGGGACAUCACACAGCAAGCUCAGAUGAUGAACUAGUCAGGUGUGCAUGCUGGGGUAUAGUAUGGAAACGACAUGUGGGUAUGUUAAAGUGACAAGGGUGUUCAUGUUGCUGUGUCGCUUUGCAUAAAAUCCCCAAAUUUCCACAAGUCAUAAGCAGUCGAAAAGCUCAUCUUGAGUUUGCUGUAAAAAUGCCUUUUGGAAAUUGUCCCUCUCCAUACAUAGCUCUAAACGAGCUGAGUGACUCUAACGUUUAACAGUGGUGUUUCUUUUGUUGUUGUGUUUUACAGUUGUUUUUCCUGGUUCAGCCAGCCCUAUAUUCCAGGCCCUGCUGAAAAUGCCACCAACAGUUUUGUCCUCCGCAGCCUUUUCCUGUUUCUCAAGUGUCUGUCUGUGUGUGUGAGUGUGUGUGAAAUCAGAUGUCUCUCCCUCCCUCUCCCCCCUCUCUCUCUCUUAAAAAAGGAGAACAUUUUAAGAUUAAAAUUAGCCUGUUUUCAGAUUACACAGCCAUGGAUGAUCAUCUGAUAAGAUUUUCUCUUUGAUUUUGCUGUUUGGUUUCUUCAGCUUUGGACAUAUCUUUCAUAUCACUCUAUCAGAAUUGCUGUCAAUAGCCCUUGACUGUUUAGCACAGAUUAUGUUUUUGUAGUAUUUUGUGCAACAUACCUUUGGUUUACAAAUGUAGCAUUACAGAAAUGUGGUUGCCGAUUGUUUUUUUAAUAGUAGUGUCAGCAAGACGCUGAGUGCUUUUAGUAGAAGUUAUGGUAAGUGAUGUUGAAAUGUAUUCUUGUCUCCACAUCUGAAUCAUGAACUUUGUUUUUUUUUUUGUUCUGUAUCUCAAUGUUUUUGUGUGCUUUAUAGCGAAGCAGCCGGCGUGAGUCGCUUGUUGAUAAUGAAAUUUGAGAGCACAUCCCACGGGACAACUGGCUGUGCUUGCUAACGUUUGGUUCAUGACUUAAAAAACAAGUACAGGGGUCAUUCCUGAUGAAUCUAAAGCGAUGUCGCUGCUGGCUCCAGCCAACGCUGUAGCAGGAAUGAUGCCAGGAGGAGGUCUUCUUCCAACACCUAAUCCUCUGGUGUCGAUAGGAGCGAACCCAUUUGGAGGUCUUGGAGCUCCCAACAUGGACCAAAUAACUGCUAUUGGAUUUACGGGUCCAAACAUGAACCACCAGGCUUUUUCUGCAGACUUGCUGAAGCUUAUGCAGUCUAUUGACCCAAAACUGAAUCCACUGGUGGCUGGAUUAAACCUGACGCCGGGUCUAAAGGCAGACUCCUCCAACAAGGAGAUAGAAGAGGCGAUGAAGAGAGUCCGAGAGGCUCAGUCUCUGAUUUCUGCUGCCAUCGAACCUGGAAGUAAGAAAGACAACAAGCGCAAACAUUCCCGAUCCAGCUCGAGGUCACGGCGCAAACGGUCGAGGUCGAGGUCAAAACACAGACGUUCCAAGAGCAGGUCUAGGCGAAGUUCUCAUUCAAGGAGUAAGAGGAGGUCCAAGAGCCCACGGAGGAGGAGGACCCACUCCCAGGACAGAAGCCGUCGCAGCAGAUCGAGGGACAGGAGAAAGGAGGAAAAGUCCAAGAAAAGGUCCAAGACGCCCCCUAAAAGCUACAGCAGUGCCAGGAGGUCCCAAAGUAUCAGUCGGAGGCGCAGGAAAAGUCGCAGUACUUCCCGGUCCCCAAGGAGAAGGCCCACCAGGUCUCCGUCCCCCGGGCGGCACAAGAAGGAAAAGAAGAAGGACAAGGACCGCGAGAGGAACCGGGACAGGGACAGGAGGGAAGACAGGAACCACACCAGAGAAGAACGAGAACGUUCCACCAACAAGAAACAGAAGAACAAAGACAAGGAACGGGAGCGGGACCGCAAAUCAGACAGCGAGAAAGGAGAUGUGAAAGUUACACGGGACUACGAUGAAGAGGAGCAAGGCUAUGACAGUGAAAAAGGAGAAGAGGAAGACGAGCAGAGGAGCGAAUCAGAUUCUGUGUCGUCUCUCAGAGAUCAGGAGGAGGUGGAGAGAGACGAGCGUCAAGUCUCCAGAAGAUCCAAACUGAACGGAGACGAUCGCCACCAGGAGGACAUGGAGAUGAGCGACUAAGAACUUUUUGUGCCACCAUCUAUCGACUCCUUCACAUAUUCCUACUAUGGGCCACAUUAUGUCUGUGCCUGAUCACUGUUAGCAGGUUUUAAUCUUAACAGUAGAAUCAUUGUGGACUGAGGGUCUAGAUGUGACCAUUUUUGUAAAGAAAAUAAGAAAGGAUCAGGACUAAAAUACAAAUAACAUUAAAUGGGUUUCGAAACUAUAAUUUAUGCCCUUUUGUUUAGAGAUCAUGAUGAUUUUUGGUUUUAAUGUGGUGUAGUUUUUCUGAAAGCAGAAUAUUCAACAUUUUCAGUAGGAUUUUUUCUUAUUUGUCUGGAUUAAAUCCUUUCCUUAUUUUCAUUUAUCAACCAGCAUCAUGUUUUAACAAUCCUAACAAAAUCCUAACUUUGUUUAUAAAAGUCAUAAUAAAGCUUUUAACCACAUAUUGUACAUAUAAACAGCCUCCAAUACAGUUUUAAAGGAUAUAAAAGAAAAAGUGGCUUAAUCUCUACAAUGUUGAUGUACUAAUGUAUAAACAUUUUUCAGUUAAAAUGAAUUCAUUAUGUCAUUUCCUGAAAAAUAUGUGUGCUUUUGAAUUACUUUAGCUGAUCAACACCAUGUAGGUUUUCCUGAGGCGUAAUGCGGAUCUUCACUUUUUAGUACAUUUUAUGAAUCCAAUGUUGCAGUUUUUGCUGUACAUUUGAUAUAAAUCCUCACAAAAACCAACAAGAUGAAUUCAGGAAGAGGUGCCAGAUAAAUGUAGAUAUUGAAUUGGGUAAAGAGGCACACACUAGCUGAACGUUACUGUAUUAUGGAAUGUCCUGGAACAAUGAAACCUGGGUUUUAAAUAAAAACACUGUCUAAAUAA